AUGGCUGCUCUCAUGCCAAAGAAAAUGAAAAAUGAAUCAUUAAUUGGAGAUGUACUAGCAUACUCCGUUAAUUUACUUAAGAAACAACGAACAUUAGAUAGACCUCCCUCAUGUCAGCAAGCUAUCGUAAUGGUCACAGACAGUUUGUGUAUAAAUUAUACUACUUUAAUGCGUCAACUUGAUCCCGAAGGAAAAAUUAGACUUUUUGUCAUGUGGCUUCAUGACCAAUUUGGUUUGCGAGACAACACUCGUUUAUAUGGAGGCGAACUAAGUUGCGAACGCGAUGGCUAUUUUGCAGAAUUAAUAUCAGACUAUGAUGUAACAGAGCAGGUCAUGAAAAUACUACGUGUGCUUGAACGUCCAUUGGUCGGUCAAAGGAAACAUAGGCUUAGAGUUUAUAGCGAUAUUUAUGCUCAUAUAGAAGAUCCGAGGCGUGGUGAAUUUCAUUGGCAACAAAAAGAGAACACUGAACAAGUAUAUCGUUAUAAAGAGCUUAGAAAAAAUAAAGAUAAAUUUCUAAAAAAUGCUUAUAAAGAUUAUCAACGUAUGGACACAUUGGAAAAGUAUGGUCAAUACUACGAGAUGGAAGAUAUGAACUAUAGAUUGCAAAUUAGCGUUUCUGUUCCAGUUUUUGAAAGCACAACUGUAGAAAACAUAACCAUUCAAUUAGACGAAGAAAAACAAAGAAAUUCUACUAGAACUUACCCCGUAAAUAGAUUAUUAGGGGUAGCUGGGGUCGAUAUUCCUCUUGAUCACCUUAAAUUAAUAUUACCUUAUUAUCUUACAGGCGCAAGUGGAUCUUUGUUUAUUUUAGAUCACAGGGGAAAUAUCGUUCUACACAAUAAUACAAAACCUGUUUUUGACGGCGACAUAUUAAGACCAGGGUAUCGUACGGUUGAUUUCUUGGAUGUUGAACAACCAGGAAUAGAUCAUUUACCAAGAGACUAUCCUCAAGAUUGGCUCGACUUUCGUAAAGCCAUUGUUAACGAUGAACCUUCUGGAUAUAGAACAAUGUAUGCUAAAAGUAUAUUUGAAGGUGGAAUGAGAGUUCUUCUAGAGAUGAAAGAUUAUUAUUGGAAGCGCAUUCAUAAUCACUACACUCUUGUCGUUUCUUUGCCUAAAUAUAACCUUCUUCAUGCUGUCCCUGAAGGUGAAUUUACGCAGCAAUUGGGGGAAGAAGCCCUAAAAGCUCUAUCUGGAACAGAUUUUGCGAUUCACCCGGAAUGGUUAUAUUGUAGACAUAUUGAUCCCCAUUUUGAUUCUCGUGAGUUGGAAUUGCUUCAUUUUCUUAGACGUCGUCGAGAUGAACCAAAUUUUGCAAUGCUGAAGUUAAAACAUUUAUAUUCUCCAAUAACCCCAACUUUGCUUGAAAAAACUUACCAAUGUAAUGAAGAACUAAUGAUAAGUUUAAGUAAAGAAGCUAUAGCGACUCUAAAAUGGGCACAAGAACAUGAAGAUCCUGAUACUGAUCGGGAAUGUUCUGCUUGUCUACUUGGAUCCAAUACAGCCUUCUUUGCAUCGGAAAGUGGCUUAACUCGUUGGCAACUGUACCAUGCAACGAGUGCACAUGCAGAUCCACCAGAAGGAUACGUAUGGCCACUAGGUCCUGCAGAAGCAUGGUACCGUAGAGCUAGCGCACAACCUGAUACUCUUAUUGUACAUGCGCCUAUACCCCCUGUGAGAGUUCUUCGUAAUACUGAAUCAACAUUACCUCCCUUAGGUCCACGUUGGCAAUGGUUAACGGCUGCACGAACGCUAGGUCAUCCCACAAAACAAGGCAUCAUAGGAGUAGCAGGAUAUCACUUUUAUCCCAAACAUCUUGAUGAUUUGCUUGAAUCCAUAACUAAUUUUCCAUGCGCACUGGAUGAUGAAUCAAAGUGUGAGCCUCGAUGUGAUAAUAAAAAUUGGACUUGUGUGAUUAUUGAUGAUGCGGGAUGGAUAAUUGCCGAUCAAGGGGAAGAAGAUGCGAUGAAUAGGCAUCUUGCCAAUGAAUACCCGGCUGCAAUGCAAGCCUUAUUAAAUGCAAGCGUUUUCAAAGUUCGAUGGGUACACGAUUACCAAGGUGUCUGUUUCCCACCGAAAGAUGAACCUAUAUACGCGGCAGCACCUCGAUUAUCUUCAAUAGUAAUGUCCAUGUGGACCUCGUUGCAACAUUUGAUGUAUAGUUCUCGUGAAUUGUUUACUAUAUUAACUUUAUCAAUGACUAAUAAUGAUGUACACUGUGAUACAGAAGUGGAGAAACAGAAACGGCGUCGUCGUUUACGUCGGGAUUUCGAAAGAGAAAAAUUUGAGCGACUCCACGACGAUCGCGUUAUUAUCAAUAGAACGAGAUUUGCAGCAUGCGAUAGGACUAGGCCACUAUAUGAGUUGCAGCGGAACAAAAAAGCAAUCGAGGCAUUAAAUCGACCAGCAAAGCCGUGUCUGUGGCCAUUAGUCGCGACAGAAGUCCCUCGAACUAAUCUUAUUCUCAUGGCAAUAUACAAACACUGUCCCUAUACUGGUAAACCUCUGAAUAAUUCUCUUCACAAUGAGCCAGUACAAAUGCCGCAAGACAGUAAGGUGCUGGGGUCAGCAAGCCGACUUGCUUGUUGGCGGAACCAGGUUCCUCUUCUUGGUCGUGCUCCACACACCACCUGUUAUGAACACAAUUAUGCUUUUGAGGAUGGCUACAGGCAAUGCGGGCCAUGGCUUCCAGACCCAGAGGAAAGUAAUGGAAGUGCUAUUAGAUUUACGAAAAUGCUAUUGUGUUGUUUAAUAGCUCUCCACAUAAUUAUUACGAAUUUGUAA
Zerene cesonia (dogface butterfly) is the source of this 2787-nucleotide messenger RNA. Its product is annotated as voltage-dependent calcium channel subunit alpha-2/delta-4-like. The record is from RefSeq and is a predicted model, not a curated record. Lineage: Eukaryota; Metazoa; Arthropoda; Insecta; Lepidoptera; Pieridae. The transcript has a single exon. Bases 1 to 2787 code for a protein of 928 amino acids. Gene Ontology annotation, cellular component: voltage-gated calcium channel complex. Gene Ontology annotation, molecular function: voltage-gated calcium channel activity.